CACAGGGAGGAGGGAGGGCGUGCCAUCGUGGGAGAGGUCUGCUUCUCCACACUAGACUCCCACCAUCCCUCCGAGCUGGAGGAACAACCAGGACCCUGUGUGCGGAUUCUCGGAUAGAUAACAGCGCAACACAGCCGGGAAGAUGGAUGUUCUGUUUCCUGUGGUUCUUCUUUGCACUGCGAGUGUCCUCAGCGGAGCAUCAGCCGCGUCUCACUAUAAUUGCAAUGGUCCUCUCACAUCAGCAUUACCACACUCAUCGUUUCAGAGCUCAUCUCAGUCCUCGGCCAGUUAUUCUGCCUUCUACGCCAAGCUCAACAGGAGAGAUGAAGCAGGAGGUUGGUCUCCAAUGGUAACAGACCAAGACCCCUGGCUCCAAGUGGACCUCCGGGAACAGAUGGAGGUGACGGCUGUGGCUACACAGGGACGCUACGACAGCUCGGACUGGGUCAGCAGUUACCUACUGCUCUACAGCGACACAGGUCGCAUCUGGAAGCAGUAUAGGCAUGAAGAUGGCUUGGAGAGGUUUGAUGGGAAUGUGAAUUCAGAGACGGUUGUCCAGAACAAGCUGUCCCACCCGGUGAAGACACGUUUCCUGCGUUUUGUCCCUAUUGACUGGAACCCCAGCGGGUGGAUGGGCCUGAGAGUGGAGGUGUUCGGAUGUUCCUACAAAUCGUAUGUGGCUGAUUUUGAUGGCAGAAGCUCUCUGCUGUAUCGGUUCAACCAGAAGUCCAUGUCAACAGUGAAGGAUGUUAUUUCUCUGCGCUUCAAGAGCCACCAGGCUGAGGGGGUCUUACUGCAUGGAGAGGGGCAGAGAGGAGACUACAUCACACUGGAGCUGCACCGAGGAAAACUGGAUCUCUAUCUCAACUUAGAUGAUAGCAGGUCAAGGUUCAGCAGCCGCCGUGUUCCAGUUACUGUGGGCAGCCUGCUGGAUGACCAGCACUGGCACUCUGCUCACAUCGAGCGCUUCAACAGGCAGGUCAACCUCACUGUAGACGCCCACACACAGCACUUCCAAACCAAAGGGGAAGGACAGUCUCUGGAGGUGGACUACGAGCUGAGCUUUGGUGGCAUUCCUCUGCCUGGGAAACCUGGCACCUUCCUCAGGAAGAACUUCCAUGGCUGCAUAGAAAACCUCUACUAUAACGGAAUCAACAUCAUAGACCUGGCUAAGAGACGCAAGCCACAGAUACACAGUGUGGGCAACGUGACCUUCUCAUGUUCGCCGCCCCAGCUGGUGGCUUGCACCUUCCUGAGCUCCAGCAGCAGCUUCCUGUCGCUCCCGUCUGCUGCUCCCCCCACCGGGGAAUUCACUGUUCGCUUUCAGUUCAGGACCUGGAACCCCGACGGGCUUCUGCUCUCGGUGCAGCUAAACCCCAGCCCACAGAAACUGGAGCUGCAGAUCAGCAACAGCUGGCUUCAUUUGACUCUCCACAGCACAGGGCGACAGAGAUCAGAGGUUUCUGCUGGUCGCAGAGUCAACGACGGACUGUGGCACACAGUGAGUCUUGCCAGCAGGAAUCUGCAGAUCACUCUGAGUGUGGAUGGUGAGCCUUCAUCCAACGUUGAGCUUUGGGAACCAGUGGAAUCAAGAGGCAGCUUCUACUUUGGAGGCUGUCCACCCACAGAGUGUCACAUCCAAGCUCCUGCCUUCCAGGGGUGCAUGCAGCUUAUAUCCAUCAACAAUCACCUGGUGAAUCUCAGUCAUGUGCAGCAAGGAUUGCUAGGAAAUUAUAAUGAGCUCCAGUUUGACACAUGCAAUAUGAAAGACAGGUGCCUGCCCAACCUCUGCGAACACGGCGCCCGCUGCUCCCAGACGUGGAGCUCUUUCUCCUGCGACUGUUCGGGAACUGGAUACUCCGGAGCCACGUGUCACAACUCUAUCCACGAGUCAUCCUGCGAGGCCUACAAGCUGAGCGGCAGCUCCUCAGGCUUCUACUUCAUCGAUCCAGAUGGGAGUGGUCCCCUGGGGCCCACACAGGUAUACUGCAACAUGACAGAAAAGAAAGUAUGGAUGGUGUUGUCCCACAACAACUCAGCUCCAGUAAAAGUUCAGAACUCCUCUCCCCAGAAGCCUUACAUCAUGAAGUUCAGCUACAACGCAUCUGCCGACCAACUUCGCGCCAUCGUGACUGGAGCAGAGCAGUGCCAACAGGAAGUAGUUUACAACUGCAGGAAGUCACGUCUCUUCAAUACAAAGGAUGGAAGCCCGCUGUCCUGGUGGCUGGAUCGCCAGGGAGACAAAAGGAGUUACUGGGGGGGCUUCCUGCCUGGAGUGCAGCAGUGCUCCUGCAGCCUGGAGGAGAACUGCAUGGACAUGAAUUACUUCUGCAACUGUGACGCUGACACAGACUCAUGGACUAAUGACACAGGCAUCCUCUCCUACAAAGACCACCUUCCAGUGAGUCAGAUUGUGAUCGGAGACACCAACAGGACUGGAUCGCAGGCUGUCUACCAUGUCGGCUCUCUGCGUUGUUAUGGAGACAAGUCUAUAUGGAACGCAGCGUCUUUCUACCAGGAGUCCUCCUACCUGUACUUCCCCACCCUGCAGGCGGAGUUAGCCUCAGAUAUCUCCUUUUACUUCAAGACCAGCUCUCCCUCAGGAGUGUUUCUGGAGAACCAGGGCCUGAAGGACUUCAUCAGGGUGGAGCUGAGCUCUCCAACAGUGGUGACUUUCUCCUUUGAUGUGGGCAACGGUCCGGCAGUCCUGUCCGUAAAGUCCCACCUCCCUCUGAAUGACAGACAAUGGCACUAUGUGAGGGCAGAGCGGAAUGUGAAGGAGGCCUCCCUGCAGGUUGACCAGCUGCCCCUUCGCCUCCUGCAGGCUCCAGCUGAUGGACACCUCCGCCUCCGGCUCAGCAGCCAGCUGUUUGUGGGGGGAACAGCAUCCCAGCAGAGAGGCUUCUUGGGCUGCAUCAGGUCUCUUAUGGUCAAUGGCAUGACCUUUGACCUGGAGGAGAGGGCUAAGAUGACCCCUGGGGUGAGUUCUGGCUGUCCAGGGUACUGCAGUGGCUCCAGCAAUCUUUGUCACAACCGAGGCCGCUGCAUCGAGAAGAGCAACGGUUACAUCUGCGACUGCUCACAGUCUGCAUAUGGAGGAGCCACCUGCAACCAAGAGGUGUCUGUGUCCUUUGACAGAGAUUCUUCAGUGACCUACACCUUCCAGGAGCCCUUUUCAGUGAUGCAGAACAGAAGCUCUCAAGCUUCCAGUGCAUUCACUGAGAGCAGGGCCAGAGAGGACAUGGCCUUCAGCUUCGUUACCUCCCAGAGGCCGGCCAUGCUGCUGACCGUCAGCACCUUCACUCAGCAGUACAUUACCACCAUCCUGGCCAGAAAUGGAAGCCUUCAGAUCUGGUAUCAUCUUCAGACAGACAGAAGUCCAGAUGUGUUCAAUCCUACCCCCAAAAAUCUGGCAGAUGGGCGUCUCCAUCGAAUCAGAAUCCACAGAGUUGGCAAAAACCUUUAUGUGCAGAUCGACCAGGACAUCCACAGAAAGUACACACUGUCAUCUGAUGCAGAGCUGAUCUUAAUCAGAUCCUUGACGCUGGGCAAAGUCAUCAGGAUGGACAGCUUUGGUGAAGAGGUGACGAAAGCUGCUUCCAAAGGUUUCGUCGGCUGUCUCUCCUCAGUGCAGUUCAACCAUGUUGCUCCACUCAAGGCAGCACUGACCAAUCGGGGAAGCUCCCUCAUCACUAUUCGUGGCCCUUUGGUCCAAUCAAAUUGUGGAGCUUUGGCUGAAUCCACCUCACAUGUUCUGCAAGAUCAAGCUGCAAAUGAAGAUAAGGAGCAGCACGACAGCAACGCCCAGAAGGAUUUGGCUGUAAUAGCAGGUGUGGUCACAGCGGUCGUCUUCAUUGCUGUGUGUGCUCUGGCUGUGAUAAGCCGCCUCCUCUAUCAGCAGCGGCGAGCGAAGAGGAGCAGCAGCAUGAAAGAGGAGCACAGACACAGCACGUACACAGACUACAGGACUGAGCUGCACCUCCACAACUCUGUCAGGGACAACGUGAAGGAGUACUACAUCUGAGCGGAGUGUGCAGCCUGUACCACAAACGUACCUCUCUCUGACAAAGGACUUCAUAGGUGGACACACUGCUGCAGGAUUGACCCAUCCCAGUGCCCUGGAAGCUCCCAGGAACACUGCAAACACCUGCAGCCUGCCGUCCGCCCUCUCAAUGCUCCUCUACAAGCUAGUGGCUGAAUCUUUGCAGCAGUUAGUGUAUUUGAUGUUGGUGAAAUUGUCAGAAUCAAGCUGCUGUGAUUUCUGUCAUUGAAACUGUGUAAAGCAUAAGAUGAAUGUCCUUCAGGACUUGACAGAAGGAUGGUGUGAACACAGGGAGCAGAAGCUGCUGUCCAUCCUAAACGAACACAACUCGACCUGUUCUGUGUGAAAUUCUGGCUUACUCCCAGGACAGGCGACGCACUGAGCUGGACAUGCAGAUGAGAAGCUGGAGAUCAGGCCUGUAAGAUAUGCGUGCAUUCGCUGCUGUAAUUGUUUUUCUUUUUUUUCCCAGUGGUGGUGAAUGUUGUAGAAAAAACAGGGACAAAACUGCCUAAACAGUAUGAGUGCCUAAUUUGCAUAUACCUUUUUGUUUUCAACAUUUUAGAGAUUUUCUUUUCAUAGAUAUGCACCAAUGCAGUCACAUUUGCAUUUAAUAGGAGUCUAUUGUCAUUUAGGUGUGUGACCAACACAGUAAACGCUGAGUCUCCCAGCCAUAAGCAUCCUCUGUUUCCUGAACCCAAGCCGGGGGAGACUGUUUCUCUUACUGAGGGGUUUUCCAUUCCUCCAGAGAAACGACACAGGAGCUAACAAACCAGAAAAUUUCUAAAUCUGUAACUGGAUGGAGACCCGAUGCCUCAUUUAUCAAACUCAGAAAGGGCUAAUUAUAUGCAGAGAUGUGGGAGCAAGCAUGGCUUUGUGAAACUUUCUUUUAUUGAAUAUUAAAUGGAUAGACAUCACUCUCCAAUUUUAUUUAUUUUUAAAGAAACAAAAUUAAUCUCAUUGCACCUUAUGUUAGAAAAGCCCACAUCCAAUCCUUCCACAGACAGAGAAGUUAUUUUGCUCACACCUGGGUUACAAGUCAAACUGCAUCCAUUUAUUAGUUUUAUUAGAGCUAAGUUUUCAAUCAUUAAAUUUUAAAGACACAUAACACAGCUUUAUGUGACUUUCUGAGUUAAAUAAAGGUAAAACACACUGAUCCAGGUACUGGACUUUGUGGUACUCCACAAUUGACUGGUGUAUGAGAAAUGAUUCACAUAAUCAAACUGUUAUGCAUAUUUAACCAUUCUAGUUCUGAUAAAUGACCAAGUCUGGUUGAAACACUUUGAUUUUAGAAAUAACUUAAAGGAAAUAACAAAACCUGGUUGUUUCAGUCAGAUUCUGAUUGGGUUGGGAUGCAAACUUCCACAUGAGAAGCUGCAGACUUAAUGUUCUGACAGUGUGAGCUGCAGCAUAUAGAGAGUGCCAUCCCUGUCCGGAAUGUUCCGGCGCUCCUGUCAGGAGCCCCCUGCACCAUGAAGCUGCACUCUCUGACCUUCAGGUGGCGUGCUGAGCUGUCACACUGCACACUAAAGCUGGGGUUUGUAAUUAGCCCUGCACUGGACAGGUAGUCAGAAUAACGAUGAAACCUUUUCACAGGUUCAUGUAGCAGUCAGGAGUCUGGAGGCAGCACUGCCAGUUGAAAGCAAUCCUUCACCAUGGCAUGGAAUGGAUGUUGUAAUUCAGUCCAGGAGCAAUAAACAUGUUAGAGGUCUUCUGACGAUUAUUACCAGGAACAAAAGUGAUGACCUUUACUUUCAGGUUACACACAGUCACCAGGUGCUCAAGAGGGACAUGGAUUGACUGUGGGGGGAAGACAAGCCAGUGGCCAGAGGAGGAUGUUCUGUGAACUGUUCCACAAAGAAACCUGCAAUUCAGGAAGAUGUUUUUUUGGCAGGACCUACCAGAACAUAGUAUCAUCAUUAAUGGAGAAGCCAUUUCCUAAAAUCAAUAACUUCUUUCUGCAGAAUGUAAUAAAAAUCCUGAGUCAGAAGCACAGUAGUGCAAGAAUUUAAAAACAGCCAAAAAAGGCUUGAAAAAACUUCUUCCUUCAUACAUCUUAUUGUAAUUAGCAGCCUACCUGUUGUCAGGAGCCCGGGAGCAAACCUCCAUGCAGAUUGGAACACAUGAAUCCUGAUCUGUGUCUAGAAACAUGGGACAGUUUCCACGCUGUGCACAGGGAUGUUUGAUAAAUGAGGCUUCAUUAUUCUCUGCAAGUUCUAAGGCUCGUCUGUAGGAGCUGUAGCACAAGCAUUCUAAAACUAACUGUUUAAAGUUGCAGAAAUAAGACGUGAAUGUAAAGUGGCAUUGUAUUAAUAAUAAGUAUAGUUGUGAUGUGCACAGAAAAAGUAGUAAGCUCUGCAGGAAACCAGGAGCCGCUCACAGCCUCUAAGCGUGAAGGAUGUGGUGUCGGAUGCUUUGGGUGACGCAAAUGAAUAGAAUUUAAAAUAACCAGCAGCAAAAAUAACAACAUCCAACUUUUGUAAUGACUUGCAUUAGAGGGAGAUGACACACUGCAGUUUAUCCGGGAGUUUCUGGCUAUGCACAGGUUUAAUUUGUCUCUUACUUCACAAUGCAAAUCAUCAAAGCCAGAGCUUUCUGCAACCUGCAAAACAGCCAAUCUGCUCUGAGUGACCGACACCAAGUGGUGGAAUGUUUCUAGUUUUCCAGUGUGUCUCAAGUAUAUUCAAUCUUUUUCCCUAAAUGAUACACUGGUAGAAUAUGUGCACACAAUCUAAAAAAAAAAGCCCAUCUGCACCAGGACAUGUGAUGCACAGGGCACAUUUAAAGCAACAUUAAAGCUUGGAUGGCAACUGCAUUACUUUUUAUAGACGUAUGCUUUGGGAGGGCAGGAAAAAGUUCUGAUGCCAGAGGAAAAGGAUGUUACCCAAAUUUUAAAACUCAGCUUGUCUGGUUCCUCUCAUUACCGCACUGCUCUUUGGGAGUAUGACAGUCUUUGUCAGCAUCAGCUAUGCUUUCAGCUCACCAGGCUAAAUAAAGGUUAAUCCCAAAGAAAAGCUAAAUUUACAUGCUGACACGAAUGCAACAACCUCUGUUAUUUUAGCAUCUUUAAGACAUUUUAAAUCAUCUUCUGGGGAUUCUAAAUGUUGGUACAAACACUUGGGGAGGAUGGGUUUAAGUUUUUGGACCAAUGCACUGGUGGACUGGAGCUCCAUAAUGGCUUAGGUUGAAGUAAAUGGGGUUGAGAAAAACAAGACAAGCAUGAUGAGUCUGCAGCCACUGGAUCUCCCUGUGCAUGUCCCACAAGUAUCCCUCAAAGAUGUGAUAGUGUGCAGAUUUCCUGUAACAGUGAAUGAACACAUACCUCUGAGUGUUUAGGUUAUAUUGCAAUGGGUAAUACAUGUGGUCACUUCUUAAUGAUUUGUAUAGCUGCAGUUUUAUUAAGGAUCUACUGUAUAGAUGUAUAAUUUAAUAA
Molecule: messenger RNA, 7472 nt
Organism: Gambusia affinis (western mosquitofish)
Lineage: Eukaryota; Metazoa; Chordata; Actinopteri; Cyprinodontiformes; Poeciliidae
Product: contactin-associated protein-like 5
Exons: 24
Coding region: 143-4024 (1293 amino acids)
Source: RefSeq, a predicted model, not a curated record